CUUGAUUUCGAGAUUCAUCAGCAAAUACAGCUACAGCAUUGCACAGCCAUGGAUCCUCACGACGAAGACGAUUACGAUGCUACGCUGGAGGAAAGAAUCAGCGCGUAUUUGUUCAGUCUAGUGUCAGCCAUUGGUGGAAGCAGUGCGGAAGACGAUGGACGAUAUCGAGCCGGCGAAGAGGCACUGUACUGCCUACGAGAUAUACGAAAAUUAAUCACUGCUUUCGACAUCAAGAAGAACCGUUUCGACGUAGCAAGAGCAGCAGCAGAGGCCAAUCUUGUUCAAGGAGAUUUGCUUGAACUUCUGGCGCAAUGGAACGGCGAAGAGCACGACUCGAUUGGGGCUCACAGGACUGUUGUUGCGGCUCUUGAGAUUCUCGUUCAUCUGACCUGGCCAAUUGAGAUCGAGCCCGAAGACAUGACCGUGAAUCACCACAGACACCUACCAUACCUACGUUUAUCGCAGGCGGAAUAUAAGCGUGCAAUACUACACCACCCGAGUUCGCGAAUCUUGAACUCGGCGGUACGAGCUUCCCUACCGGCUAUGGCCGAGUCUCGCAAAGAGCGUUCACUACGAGACGAAAGCAUCAUUAGAAUUCUUAUAUGUCUAAUGAGGAAUGUUGCCGCUCUCUCGCACCCCAUGAAUGUCGAUACAGAUUUCGAUGACGCUGAGGUGUCUAGAUCAGCAGUUAUAGACGCGUUUCAACAACAGGAUGUAUUCCAGGUUCUCUUAACCAUGUCUUCGAGUACGGGCGAGGAUUUCGUGGACCAGGACGUGAUUUUACUGGAAACACUUUUUCACUUGAUCAAGGGUGUAAAUGUGGAGAAGUUAUUCCUGGAUGAGCAAAAGCUGAGCAGCGCAAACACAAAAGACUUCAAGAACCUCCUGAACAAGGAGAAGGCAAUGCUUGCAGGGUAUACCAAAACUGCCCCUACACGACACAACCGGUUUGGAACUAUGAUAUGGAUUAAGAGAGAAGACUACAAGGUCCACACAAUUUCUGGACAAGACGUCCUGGGAAACGCUCAACGCAGUCUCCAAAAAAUGGAUAAAACGAAGAAGUGGAACAAGCCAAAAUACAAGGGACGAAAGACGGAAGGGGUUGAUAAGGAGAGCACAGAGUUUGAUCGCAUCACACAUCUCGACAGCACGGCGCGCAAGAACCUACGUACCUUUGUAGAAGACUUCCUCGAUUCGUCAUUUAACCCGCUUUUCUCCCAUCUCCGUCGCGCUAUCGAACGCGAGGAGAAGCGCGUCGAAAGGCGCCACUCCGCUCAAUUCUUCUAUGUCGUGUCUUGGUUUCUCCAAGCUGAAUGUAUACGUCGGCGGAAGAUUCGUCAAGCACGUGAGCAGUCGAAAGGUGCAGGCAGUACUGCACAACAAGAAGAUGAGGGUUUUGGUCUUAUCGCUAGCGUUAUGACCCAAGAAACUUUCGUGCUCCUUAACCGCUUCAUGCAACGUAGCCAUGAUGAUAAGCUCUGGACAGACCUAAAGGCCAGUAUGAGAGCGUUUACACAAAUUCUGCUUACCGUGCAAGAAAUGUCGGAAUCGCCCUCGGAGGACGAUCAGGACAUUGCUGAGAAUAUCUUGAAUCGUAUCUUCUACGAAGAGUCAACGCAUGAUCGCAUUGUCACUUUGCUGCGUAGCUACACUACACAGGGCUUCAGCUAUCUCGAUGCCGUUACUGAGCUCUCACAUGUGUUCUUACGAAUGCUAGAACGUUACUCGAAGCAGAACGUUGACUUACAAGUACGAUCAAAGCGGAGAGCGCGAAAGAAGAAGAAGCAAGUUGAGGUCGAGACGGACGGAGUCGACAAUUCUACUGUCGACCGAGCUGAAGAAGCAGAGGACAUGGCCGAAGCCCAAAGAACAGUGUCUGAACGGAAGUUCGAUUUCACUCGUUUCGCUGCUCGUUUCAUGCAACAGGGCAGCGUCGAUACCUUUAUCGCCUUUCUCAAAUUCUACAACGACCUAAACGAGGAACAGCUCAAGCGUGCCCAUCGCUUCCUAUACCGUCUGGCAUUCAAGAUGGAAAUGGCCAUUAUCCUCUACCGAGUGGAUAUCUUGUACUUGUUUAACAAGAUGAUCAAAGGACCGGAAGGUCUUGAUUCUGAGCAGGCUUCUUUCAAGGAGUGGGAGGAAUUAAUCAAGCAGGUCUUCCGACGUGCCGUGAAGAAGAUACAGGAGCGGCCUGAGCUGGUUGUUGAGAUGCUGUUUAGCAAGAUCAACCCUACACUAUACUACCUCGAGCACGGCCACGAGAAGGAGACCAUAACCCGUGCCCCCCGUGCACCUGCGGAACUUGAAGUCAGGCCAGGCAUGGAACGCGACGAGCAGGUCGGUGUAGCAGUAUCCAUCCUCAUCAAUCAGAGCAAAUCCGAUGCCCUGCAAUGGAUCAAAGACUCGCUGUCCUCGGCCGCGGACGAACGUAAGAGUUGGGAGUCCGCGGAGGCCGCUCGAAAAGCCCUUGCUCGCUCUGCUUUACCUCCAGCCGACGAUCUUGACGAGCUCCUUAUCGAUGCGACAGGAAAGCCGUCUGCCGAAUCCACCCCUGAACCCCCUCAAAUCACCCUGGAACCUGACUCCGAAGACCGCCGCCUCGCCCUGUUCAAAGACAACAAACUCCGCCUUCUCCUCUCUCUCCUUUCCUUCACACUCACAUCCACCCCUUCAGACCCACAAGCCACAUGGGCAAUCCCAUCGUCUCUCUCCGCCGAGGCCCUCACCGCAUCCCUCGACCUAAUCCGUAAACUCGAGCGCGACCCUCCUGUAUUCGAGGAAGGAAAACCACCCGAGUCCUUUCUGCGCAGCAAGGCAGCAGCUGCCCGUCGCCGUGCCGAAUUCGAUGAUGAUUCGUCAGCAGAUGAUGAUCAAGAGCUCUCCCUUUUCGAACCUGGAGGACCAAGCAAAAGCACACCAUCCGCCGAAGCGCAACUUGCAAAGCUAAAACGUAAACGAGCACGUAAGCAACGGCGUACCGACCCUACUGAGCUUGAUGAGGAAACACUUAGAGCACGAGCAAAAGCGCGAAGAGAACAGGAGCGGUUGAAGCGGAGCAAGAUCAAGAGUCAGCUGACUAUUGAAGACAGCGACGAGGAUAACGAAGACGACGAAGAAUUUUUCCGCCGUGAAGCUGAACUCCGCGAGCGCACAAAAGCAAACUUCAGACGCGCAAUGGCGGGCUUCAAAGACUCACCAAAAGGUUCUUCCAUACCAUCCACCCCCCUCGAAUCCCAUAAGAGGGCGCACUCCGACCUCCCCAACGAUAAAUCCCGCAAGAAACGCCGCGGCACACCCGUCUCGGAAGAUCUGAGGUCCGACUCGGAGAACGCUUCGGACGGCAUCGAAGACAACGACGGAGGACCGCACCGCAGUGACUUUAGCGACGACUCUCACCCCAGCACUCCUCCGACACCAAGUCACAUGUCCACACCACCGAGUCCCGGAAGCCCAGCUAAUGACAAACCACGAAAGCGAAAGUUUAUUAAAAAGGCUCGAGUAGUGCCGGAUGACCCUGAGGAGGAAACCACGGCGCUGGAAACAGACACUGCGCCGAGGGUGCCGCCGCGGCUUGGGGAUUCGGAUAAGGAGAAUCGGUAUGGGAGCGCUUAUGAGAACAAGGAGAGUCGCAAUGAGAUUCGAGAGGUGCGAAUGGCGGAUGCGGCCAUGAGUAACGAUGACGAUUAUGACGACGAUGUGGUUAUCACACGUGCACCUCCCGUUGCGAGGACAAGGGGUGGGUUUGUGAUUGACAGCGAUUCAGAAUAGGGGGGAUAUGAAUAGUCACAGGACGGGGUAGCGCGGCGUUCGGCAGGUCCCGAGUUCGAGCCAUUUAUGUGUAAAAGGAGUUCAUGUAUGAUCCAGGCAUAUUUUUAGGGUGUUAGAGUACUCGUCCGGCACGGCGCGUGUAGCGUGACUUUAUCUGGGUAUUCUGCUCAUAAUGCCAAUUUUGGAUAUUGCUCGAGAUGACCUAGUACCGCUAUGCGUGAAUGUGUGUCGUGUUUCGGAGAGACACUACCAGAUGAGACGAGCUGUUAUGGCUUGGCUGAGCGGAGUAUAGAUGUAUGUGCCGGUAUGACAUAGUGGAGCUUUCGGCGGAGUGGAAUGGAGCGGAGUGCGCGUAUAGGUGUCAAACGUUGAUAUCGAUACAUGCCUCCCUCUUAUCCAGGACAUUAUUUUUGAC
Pseudovirgaria hyperparasitica is the source of this 4183-nucleotide messenger RNA. RefSeq names its product timeless-domain-containing protein. The record is from RefSeq and is a predicted model, not a curated record. Gene Ontology annotation, molecular function: DNA binding. Gene Ontology annotation, cellular component: replication fork protection complex. Gene Ontology annotation, biological process: DNA replication checkpoint signaling; DNA repair; replication fork arrest. The transcript has 4 exons. The coding region runs from base 49 to 3768 and encodes 1239 amino acids. Lineage: Eukaryota; Fungi; Ascomycota; Dothideomycetes; Acrospermales; Acrospermaceae.